Antrostomus carolinensis (chuck-will's-widow) is the source of this 644-nucleotide messenger RNA. It is a transcript of the gene AVEN, whose product is annotated as apoptosis and caspase activation inhibitor. The record is from RefSeq and is a predicted model, not a curated record. Gene Ontology annotation, biological process: negative regulation of G2/M transition of mitotic cell cycle. Lineage: Eukaryota; Metazoa; Chordata; Aves; Caprimulgiformes; Caprimulgidae.
GAGAUUCCUUUACACAGUUCCGAUUUGCUGAUGAAAAAGAAUGGGAUAGAGAAAGCAUGUGCCAGAAACAGUUGUCUGCACUGUCAGUUGACUGCCAGGUUUUGGUCCAGGCCCUUCAGGAAUUGCCUCUACAUGUGCGGCUGAAUGUCAGUGAACUUGUGCAGGCAUCAACACCUGUAGAACUCCCACAGAUGAAGUCUAAAAUCCUUGAAGACGGCAAGAAGAGAGAGCUUCUGUUCCGACAGUCUCUGGCUCAAAGUGAAAUGGUGUUGGUCUCCCAUCCUGUUGGUGAUUCUGUUGUUCUAUCAGAGCCUGGAAGUAAAAACAGUCCUAGGGCAUGUGCAGCAGAACCAUUUCAGAGAGCCCAGCCACUAUCAAAGCAAGAGACUGACCAUUUGGAUGAAGAACUAGAUCGCCUCCUCAAUCUAGAUGCUCCCAUUGAUACAGAAAACAGACCUGCGUCGGGUGCAUUAUCCUACAACAUAUCAACUGAGAAAGACUUGAAAAUGGAUUGCAAGGAAAACAAUGCUUUAACGCUAGAUGUGCCUGAAGAGAAGAGUACAGCAUCACAGCAACAGCAAAGUGCAGCUAAAAAUGUUACUGAGGAAGAGCUCGAAGAUUGGCUGGACAGCAUGAUUUCCUGA